CCCUUGUCCAUGAUACAGGGAAAGCCAGGCAUGUCCCCCCGCGGGGCUGAGCCAGCCCACAGCCAGGGUGGGUGACGACAAGGGCAGGAUCCGUCCCUGUGGUGCCGGUCUUGGUCACAGCAGGGAACUCAGCUCAGCCCCCAGGCUGGGUUUUGGGGGGGGUCUCUGUGCCCUGGGAGGUGGGGGCCAUCCGAGCCCACUGGCCCCUUUCCUGGCCAAGGCCCAGAGUGACUCAAAACCCCGAUUCCGGGUACAGGACCACAGGGAUGGCUGCAGGUCCCCAUGGGAAACUGCGGUCACAAAGUACCGCGGGUGCUUUGCUCCCGCCUCUGCCUUCUCCUUCCUCCUGGCAGCUGGAUCCAACCACUGCGGUGAGAAACCAUCCCCUGUCCCCAGGGCAUGCGGCAAGGCCAGAGGAGAAACUGAGGCGUGGCACUGUGGGGUGGCCCAGAGACGGGCUUGAAGCCCCAGCUUUAGGGCAAUGUCCCUGGACCACCUGGGGACCUGUGGCCGUGGUGUCCCUGCUGUCCCCUCCCCUGGGGUUUGACCAUCCUGCCUGUUCCCACAGGUUCCUGGAACCAGGCAUCUCUGCUGAGUGUCCCUGACAUGAAGUGGCUUUGGGUGGUGGCUUUUGUGGCACCUGCCUGCACCGUUCCCUACAACCGUACAGUGGGCAGCACUGGGGAUGGAGCCCGCUGCGCCCUGCAGCAUGGCACCCUGGGCACCGAGGUGCUGCUGCGGUGCCCGGCCGCAGCGGGGGGACUGGCUGAGUGGCGCCGGGGGGACACUGUCCUGGGAAGGUACCCUGCACCGGGGCUGGCCCUCCCCAACGUCAGCCUGGCCCACGAGGGCCACUACAGCUGCCACCACCCUGACACCGGCGAGACCUGGGACACCGUCUGCCUGCGGCUGGGCUAUCCCCCUGCCCCACCGGCCGUGGAGUGCUGGGCCAUCAGCUACCCGCAGGCAGUGAACUGCUCCUGGGUCGUGGCCCCCGAGCCGCUGCUGGACACUGACUUCGUGGCCACGUACAGGCACAGCAUGGGGGGGUCCACAGAGAUGGGGGAAUGCAUCCGGACGGGGCCACGGAGCUGCUCGUUUGGGGACGUGCAGAUGUUCUCCCUCAUCCCCUAUGUGGUGAAUGUGACGGCCAUGAACCCCCUGGGCGCUGCCUCCCGACUCCUGCCCUUCCUCCUGGAGAACAUCACCUGCAUUGCACAGCUCAGUCAACGGGGCUGGCGGAUGCAGCGCAGUCCCGUGCCAGAUGCCCCAGCCAGCACCUCACACCUUCGUUGUCUCCCUGCUUCGUUAGUAAAGCCGGAUCCCCCCGAGGACCUGCGGGUCUCACCCAUCCCUGGGGAGACCAAGAAGCUGCUGCUGGAGUGGAGCCCGCCAGCGUCCUGGCCCUUCCCGGAGUACUUCCCGCUGAAGUAUCACAUCCGCUAUGCCCAGGAGGAGGAGAGCUCUGUCACCAAGACGAUCGGGCCAUACGAGCAGACAUCUUACACCCUGACGGGAGUGCAGCCUGGCACCCUCCACCGCAUCCAGGUGGCCGCCAAGGACUUCACAGACUCUGGGGAGUUCAGCGCCUGGAGCCUGCCGGCCUCGGGGACGCCCUGGAUGGAGCCAUGACAGGCAGAGCAGGGCCAGUGUCCCCUUCCCCAUCCUGCUGCUCUCCCUUGUCCCACCGAGGGACCCCACGCACCCCAGCCACGCCGUCCCCGUGCUCCCAGCAGCGUGGAGCCACUGGUGGUGGAGGGACCUGCCAGAAACAGGCAAUAA
This is a messenger RNA of Chroicocephalus ridibundus (black-headed gull), 1782 nucleotides long. RefSeq names its product Epstein-Barr virus induced 3 (gene EBI3). Gene Ontology annotation, cellular component: membrane. Gene Ontology annotation, molecular function: cytokine receptor activity; protein binding. The record is from RefSeq and is a predicted model, not a curated record. NCBI's taxonomy places the organism in Eukaryota, Metazoa, Chordata, Aves, Charadriiformes, Laridae. The transcript has 6 exons. Bases 607 to 1632 code for a protein of 341 amino acids.